Drosophila busckii is the source of this 3357-nucleotide messenger RNA. RefSeq names its product dihydropyrimidine dehydrogenase [NADP(+)] (gene su(r)). The record is from RefSeq and is a predicted model, not a curated record. Gene Ontology annotation, biological process: uracil catabolic process; 'de novo' pyrimidine nucleobase biosynthetic process; thymine catabolic process. The transcript has 5 exons. Gene Ontology annotation, cellular component: cytoplasm; cytosol. Gene Ontology annotation, molecular function: NADP binding; uracil binding; iron-sulfur cluster binding. Bases 188 to 3295 code for a protein of 1035 amino acids. Lineage: Eukaryota; Metazoa; Arthropoda; Insecta; Diptera; Drosophilidae.
CGUUGAUUUUGUGCAAAUUAAAGUAAUUCUACAUUUUUUUUUUUUGGAGUGAACCAGUUUAUGUGUUUUGUAAUUUGAGUGUCAAACUUAAAGCGCAAAAAGAAUUCCACAGCGCAAAAGCCAGCGGUGAAAGCGUUUUCGACAGGCGUUUCAUAUUUCUUCUGUUAACAAUCAAUUUGCCAACAAGAUGUCACCACCGGCGUUGCUAAGCAAAGAUACGCCCGAUAUUGAGGAUCUCUUGUCGCUAAAUCCACGCGUGAAGACGCAGUGCAGCGUGGUGCCCACAAAGCAGACUAAGGAGAACAAGAAGCACUGGAAGCGCAAUGCUGACCACACGGCCACCCCGUGCACAACACUGUCGAACAACUUUGAGGAUAUUAAGCAUACGACGUUGUCGGAGCGUGGAGCACUGGAGGAGGCAGCCCGUUGUCUGAAGUGCGCGGAUGCCCCUUGCCAAAAGUCCUGCCCCACGCAGCUGGACAUCAAGAGUUUCAUCACGAGCAUUGCGAACAAGAAUUUCUAUGGAGCUGCCAAGGCCAUAUUCUCGGACAAUCCACUGGGCUUGACCUGCGGCAUGGUGUGUCCCACGAGCGAUCUCUGCGUGGGCGGCUGCAAUCUGCAGGCGAGCGAGGCGGGUCCCAUCAACAUCGGUGGACUGCAGCAGUUUGCCACGGAGGUGUUCAAGCAGAUGGGCGUGCAUCAGCGACGUGGACCGCUGCUGCAGCCGCUGGCACAGCCAAAUAAGAAGAUAGCACUGCUGGGCGGUGGUCCGGCUUCGUUAUCCUGCGCUACAUUCCUGGCGCGCUUGGGCUACGAGGAUAUAACGAUCUAUGAGCGACGCAGUUACUCUGGCGGCUUGAGCGCUGCGGAAAUUCCGCAAUACCGUUUGCCCAUUGAGGUGGUCAAUUUCGAAAUCGAUUUGGUCAAGGAUUUGGGCGUGCGCUUUGAAUACAAUCGCUCGCUGAGCGCCAAGGAUUUGACAGUGCAGGGUUUGCUCCAGAACAAGCACGAUGCCGUCUUUGUGGGCAUUGGGCUGCCGGAGCCCAAGCUGGAUGACAUGUUUGCCGGACUCAAUGUCGACUCUGGCUUCUAUACCUCGAAGAACUUCUUGCCUGCCGUCUCCGACGGCUCCAAGCCCGGCUUAUGCGCCUGCAAGGCUUCCCAGGCACUGCCACGCCUCUAUGGUAAUGUCAUUGUGCUGGGCGCCGGUGAUACUGCCUUCGAUUGCGCCACGUCUGCUCUGCGUUGCGGCGCUCGUCGUGUUUUUGUGGUCUUCCGCAAGGGCUCGACGGGCAUACGCGCUGUGCCGGAGGAGGUGGACCUGGCGCGUGAGGAGCGCUGCGAGCUGAUGCCGCACUUGAGUCCACGCAAGGUGGUGGUCAAGGAGGGUCGUAUUGCCGCCAUGGAGUUCUGUCGCACUGAGCAGAACGAGCAGGACGAGUGGGUGGAAGAUGAGGAGCAGCUGGUGCGUUUGAAGGCCAACUUUAUAAUCUCUGCCUUUGGCUCUGGUCUGGAGGAUGCCGAUGUCAUCGAGGCCUUGCAGCCACUGAAGUUCCAACGCUCACUGCCAAUUGUGGAUCGCCAGACCAUGCAGAGCAGUUUGCCCCAGGUGUUCAUUGGCGGCGAUUUAGCUGGCGUAGCCAAUACCACCGUGGAGUCGGUCAAUGAUGGCAAGGUAGCCGCUUGGAGCAUGCAUUGCCAGCUGCAGGGCUUGCCCCUGGAUACACCCGCUCAGCUGCCGCUCUUCUAUACGGACAUUGAUCGAGUUGACAUCAGCGUCGAGCUCUGCGGCAUGAAGUUUGAGAAUCCUUUCGGCUUGGCUUCGGCGCCGCCCACAACCAGCGCUGCCAUGAUACGUCGCUGCUUUGAGCAGGGCUGGGGCUUUGUGGUGACUAAGACAUUUGGCCUGGACAAGGAUUUGGUGACGAAUGUCUCACCGCGCAUAGUGCGCGGCACUACCUCCGGCUAUAAGUAUGGACCACAGCAGGGCUGCUUCCUCAACAUCGAGCUCAUCUCGGAGAAGCGCUUGGAGUACUGGCUGCGUUCCAUUGCCGAGCUGAAGCGUGAUUUUCCCGAGAAGAUUAUCAUUGCCAGCAUUAUGUGCAGCUACAACGAACAGGAUUGGACAGAGUUGGCCACGCAGGCGGCAGCGUCUGGUGCAGAUGCGCUGGAGCUGAAUCUAAGUUGUCCACAUGGCAUGGGCGAGAGCGGCAUGGGUUUGGCCUGUGGUCAGGAUCCAAAUCUGGUUGAGGGCAUCUCGCGUUGGGUGCGCAAGGCGGUCAAGCUGCCGUUCUUCAUCAAGCUUACGCCCAAUAUAACAGACAUUGUUUCCUUGGCGCAAGCAGCGCAGCGUGGCGGUGCUGAUGGCGUCUCCGCCAUUAACACCGUCCAGGGUUUGAUGAGCCUCAAGGCCGACGCCACGCCCUGGCCCUCAGUGGGCAAGGAGCAACGCACCACCUAUGGCGGCGUUUCGGGCAAUGCCACACGUCCCAUGGGUCUGCGCGCCGUUUCGGAAAUUGCACGCAAGCUGCCUGGCUUCCCUAUAUUGGGCAUUGGUGGCAUCGAUUCUGGCGAUGUGGCACUGCAGUUCCUGCAGGCAGGCGCCACGGUGCUGCAGGUUUGCUCAUCCGUGCAAAAUCAGGACUUUACGCUUAUCGAUGACUACUGCAGCAGCUUGAGGGCACUGCUCUACUUAAAGGCCAAUCCACCACCAGUGAAUGGCGUCUUCUGGGAUGGCCAGUCACCACCCACGCCUGUGCAUCAGAAGGGCAAGCCUGUCGUGCAUCUUACAGGUCCUGGCAACAAGACUCUGGGCUUCUUUGGUCCUUAUCAACAGCAGCGUGACAUUAAGUUGGCCGAUUUACGUCAGAAGCAGGGCGCCUUCUGGGAUGCCGAGCAUCAGAGUACACCCAGCGCUGACAGCACAUCAGCUGUUGUGACCAAGGCCGCGCCUAAGGUGGCAGAUGUCAUUGGUGCAGCCUUGCCACGCAUUGGAGCCUAUAAGAGCCUGGACAACAAACAACAAAAGGUGGCGCUCAUCAAUGAUGAUAUGUGCAUCAACUGUGGCAAGUGCUAUAUGACUUGCGCAGACUCCGGGUACCAGGCCAUUGAAUUCGACAAGGAUACGCAUUUGCCACAUGUCAAUGAUGACUGCACUGGUUGCACGCUUUGCGUUUCCGUCUGUCCCAUUAUCGACUGCAUUCGCAUGGAGCCAAAGAAAAUUCCGCAUGUCAUCAAGCGCGGCCUGGGCGAAGAGAAGACCUUCUAUACACACGCACUUACGCCCAGCCAAUAAUAUAAUAAAUAUUAUAAACAAAACUAUUUCUGUACUGUCAGACCAGCAUUUCAAUAAAUAAU